Megalobrama amblycephala (Wuchang bream) is the source of this 679-nucleotide messenger RNA. RefSeq lists its product as uncharacterized. The record is from RefSeq and is a predicted model, not a curated record. The transcript has 3 exons. Gene Ontology annotation, cellular component: nucleus; cytosol. Gene Ontology annotation, biological process: intracellular iron ion homeostasis. Bases 152 to 412 code for a protein of 86 amino acids. Gene Ontology annotation, molecular function: 2 iron, 2 sulfur cluster binding. Lineage: Eukaryota; Metazoa; Chordata; Actinopteri; Cypriniformes; Xenocyprididae.
UAUUAUUAAGCUCCUCCUUUCUAAGGCAUACCGGUAGUUACUUCAUAAUUAGAAGAGAACUGCGCUGUGUGCUGUACAUUAAAAUCAUUAACCUCGGUGUUUAUAAAAACGUCGACGUCGUCACCAAAGCUGAUACUUUAUCCCGGGAAAUAUGUCAGUCACCCCAGAUCUGAUUCGUGAAAAACUGACUGCGGAGAUUGGUGCGAUACACGUGGAUGUAGAAGACACGUCUCCCAAUAGAUGUGCUGCCAGUUUUAAAGUUCUUGUAGUAUCCCCUCAGUUUGAAGGAAAGCCAUUGUUGCAGAGACACAGGAUGGUGAAUAAUUGCCUGGCAGAGGAGCUGAAAGAGAUCCAUGCAUUCGAGCAGAAAACAUUGACACCAGAGCAGUGGGAGAAACAGAAAGCACAAUAACACAUACAGACACACACAAAACUCAUUCAUGCAGCCAUCAAAUAAAACAGCAGUGACCUUUUCUAUUUUUUGAUACUUCCUUUUUUUCCUUAAAGUAUCAUACCAAUGUAAUAGAAAUAAUUUCAUUUGCAUUUAUGAAGUAAUUAUGCUUCAGUGUUUAGUCACUUAUGCAAAACAUCUCUUGCAAAUGAUUGAAAUACAUUAUGUGCUAUAUGAGGGAUCUUUGAAAUGUAGUUUGCUGACAAUAAAGAACAUUUCUGAACAGAA